AUGAAAUCUAUACAGUUUGUGCUUCUAGUUAGUCGGCAAGGAAAGGUUAGGCUCACCAAAUGGUAUUCGCCUUAUACACAGAAGGAGAGAUCAAAGGUGAUACGUGAGCUCAGCGGAGUGAUUCUGAAUCGAGGUCCCAAGCUCUGCAAUUUCGUCGAGUGGAGAGGGUACAAAGUUGUUUACAAAAGAUACGCAAGCCUCUACUUCUGCAUGUGCAUUGACCAGGAGGACAACGAGUUAGAGGUCCUUGAGAUCAUUCAUCACUACGUUGAGAUUCUCGACCGCUACUUCGGAAGCGUGUGUGAACUCGAUUUGAUUUUUAACUUCCAUAAGGCGUAUUACAUAUUGGAUGAGCUCUUGAUUGCCGGGGAGCUCCAAGAAUCAAGCAAGAAAACAGUAGCCAGGAUUAUCUCUGCCCAGGAUCAACUGGUGGAAGCUGCAAAAGAGGAGGCCGAUAUGGCGGACGACGGCGCUGUAGGAGACCGCCGCCACCGCUGCUACGAUGCAGGUGGUCGCCGUAAAACGGAAGGACCAGUGGUAGUAGACUCGAUCAACAGUCUACCUGAUGUGAUCCUACAACAAAUCCUCACCUUUGUUCCGGCGAAAUUGGCCAUCACAACUUCCCUCUUGUCAAAACGAUGGAGGCACGUAUGGUGCGAUACGCCUUCUCUCUCCUUCGAUACUACUCCAAUGAAGGUUGCUUGGAUCAACGAAACCCUAGCUCGCUACACUGCUCCCAAGAUCAUGCGUUUUCACCUCAAUACCACCAGUAUCUGCGAUUUACAACUCCAUACCAUCUAUAUCCUCGAUUUACAACUCCAAACCAUCAAUAUCUUCGAAAGGUGGAUCGAGUUCGUCAUGUCCCGCCACGUAGAGGAUCUGUCCCUAGAAUUAUGGGUUGGCCUUUAUGUUCUUCCUCAUUUCAUCUACACCAGUUCCUCUGUCAAGCAACUCACCGUUACGUAUUGUUAUAUGGCUCCCAGCUACGUGUCUUGGACAUCUCUUAAGAACCUGUCCCUGCUUAGUUGUACUCUCUCGGAUGAAUCCAUGGCUAAGAUUCUAUCGGGCUGUCCCAUUCUUGAGAGCUUAACUUUGUAUAACUGCUAUGAACUUAGGAUUCUUGAUCUCGGCAAAUCACUGCGUCUGAGAACAUUAGCAGUAGAGCGCAACAAUGGGUUUCAGGGGCCAACGCAGAUUGUGGCACCGUAUGUACAUUGUCUCAAUUUGAGAGACUCUCAUGAGCCAUCAUGUACUUUAGCUGAUGUCUCGUCUUUAACCGAAGCUAAUCUGAACAUUUGCUAUAACUCGGAUAAUUCUCUUAAAGUCAAAGUGGUAAAGAUGUUAGAAGAGCUACAACAUGUAGAGAAGCUUACUCUCGGAGGAAACUUUCUUCAGAUUCUAUCUAUUGCCGAGCUUCUUGGUGGUCACUUUCCGGUGUUGAAAGUCAGAGCUUUGACACUUGAGACAGAGAUGGUUCAGUAUGUUAUUCCUGGUCUAGAAAGGGUGUUACAAAACUCACCCGAUUUAAUGAAGCUAACCGUACACACAAGCCACUGCAACACCAUACCGGGGAGGUAUCUUGACAAGUACUUGGAUUUGGAAGACUUGAAUCCGGCUCGACGUUGGAGAUCAAAAGAUGGGGUUCGAUGGAACAGGUCUCGUUCGGAUAUACAGUUUAAGCACUUGGCUUCAUUCGUGAAACUUAUGGUUAAAAACACAAACGCAUUAGAAAAGCUGUUCCUGCUAUUGGACGACCCUUACCAUAGGUUUAAAGAGAUGGUUCCAACACUUUGUCACAACAACAAAGUCUCUAUUGCCUUCACGAAUUAG
Messenger RNA from Thlaspi arvense, 1830 nucleotides. Lineage: Eukaryota; Viridiplantae; Streptophyta; Magnoliopsida; Brassicales; Brassicaceae. The record is from the annotation of a GenBank genome assembly.